This is a messenger RNA of Aspergillus affinis, 426 nucleotides long. Its product is annotated as phosphatase YCH1. The record is from RefSeq and is a predicted model, not a curated record. NCBI's taxonomy places the organism in Eukaryota, Fungi, Ascomycota, Eurotiomycetes, Eurotiales, Aspergillaceae. The transcript has 2 exons. Bases 1 to 426 code for a protein of 141 amino acids. Gene Ontology annotation, cellular component: nucleus; cytoplasm. Gene Ontology annotation, molecular function: protein tyrosine phosphatase activity.
AUGUCGUCCAUCUCCAUCGCGACUCUUCCCCGCAUGAGCCGGGACGCUCUUUCAGCCCUUCUACUCUCCGCCAGUUCCCCCAGUAAACUCGCAAUCAUUGACGUGCGAGACUCCGACCACAUCGGCGGGCACAUCCACUCCUCUACCUGGAUUCCCAGCUCGUCUCUCGACCACCGCAUGCCCGAACUCGUCCGCAAGCUGGCGGACAAGGAGAAGGUCGUCUUCCACUGCGCUCUCAGCCAGCAGCGCGGGCCGUCGGCUGCUCUGCGCUACGCCCGGGAGCGGGAGAGCACCCUCGGCGCGGAGGAGAGCAAGAAGCAGGAUGUGUAUGUUCUGGAGGGAGGGUUCGUGCAGUGGCAGGAGAAGUAUGGCAAGGAUACGCGAUUGACGGAGGCUUAUGUGGAGGAUAUUUGGCAGGAGUACUGA